Stylophora pistillata is the source of this 2549-nucleotide messenger RNA. Its product is annotated as regulatory factor X 4. NCBI's taxonomy places the organism in Eukaryota, Metazoa, Cnidaria, Anthozoa, Scleractinia, Pocilloporidae. The record is from RefSeq and is a predicted model, not a curated record. Gene Ontology annotation, biological process: regulation of transcription by RNA polymerase II. Gene Ontology annotation, molecular function: RNA polymerase II cis-regulatory region sequence-specific DNA binding; DNA-binding transcription factor activity, RNA polymerase II-specific.
CACUGUGCGGCGGUGAACUUGCUGCACGGACAUCUCAGGAUUUGGUGGCAAGACUUUUUCGACAUCACAGAAAGUUGGAAAUUCUGGAAGACGUUGGAAAAGGCAACUCAAAGUGGAAUCAGGGUCUAAACAAUGCCUCGAGGAUCAGGUCAACAAACAAUAUAUUCCAACAGCCACUAUGUGUCGCAUAGCAAACUUCAAUCGCCGUUGACAAUUCAGUGGCUAAAUGAAAACUACGAAGUUUCUGAAGGAGUCAGUUUGCCUCGGAGCGCACUAUAUUCCCAUUACUUGGACUUUUGUGAAAAGAAUAACUUAGCUCCAGUUAAUGCAGCUAGUUUUGGCAAAAUAAUUCGCCAUACCUUUCCGAAUUUAAAGACCAGAAGGCUUGGAACACGUGGUCAGUCCAAGUAUCACUACUAUGGAAUCACCAUUAAAUCAACAUCUCCAUAUCAUGACACUGUCUGCAAUGCAGCAAGGCAAAGUAACACCGGUUUUAGCCAAUCAUACAGCAAAACGGACAUAGAUGAGAGAAGUCAGGGAAAUACAAUUCAUAAGAGCAAUCAUGGGACUAAUUCGUGUGUCACCGCGGCGCCAGGAGGGACGCUAUUGCCUGACUUCCCUAAGCCCAGCAAGUUGACCUUACCGGAGGACGUUCCCCAGGAGAAAGUCAAAACGUUUCUCAUCAUGUACCGUGCACACUGCCAAAGAAUUCUAGACACCAUCCUGAGAGCAAACUUUGGAGAGGUGCAGAAUUUCUUAGUUCACUUUUGGCAAGGUAUGCCAAGUCACAUGCUGGAAGUGCUCAGUUGCAGCGAAGUUGUAGACCUAAUUGGUCAGUGUGACACCAUCCUAUACAAAGCUAUCAGCGGAGUCUUAAUUCCCGGAACUCUUCAGCCUUUACCAGCAAGUUUGACUCAAGCAAUCCGUCAGUUUGCACAACAGCUGGACGAGUGGUUGACUGAAUCUCUGGCUCAUUUGCCAGAACCAUUACAGAACAAAAAAUUGGCAGUUGCUAAGAGUUUCUCCCACUCUCUAAGGAGGCAGACGUCUUUAACACAUCUUGCACAGGCUGCUCGAACAGUAUUGCACAGCGCAGAGCCUGUAUCCCAGAUGCUAAACGAUUGGAAGCAAAUUGACUUCGAAGGAAUAGCCCGUCAGGCCAUGUGGACCUUCAGCGAAUCGGCAAAGGACGAUUAUGAAUUAGUUUAUGAGCACUAUAAAGAGUUUACGCAGCUUCUCGAUCAGCAAGCAACCAUAGAUCAGUAUGCCGAAUGGGCGUCUAGCUUGGUUAACCGCUGUGUUAUGAAGCAAGUGGAGGAGACAGGAAAAACUUACAAGGAGUGCUCAAAAGAUUUCCUUCUCAAAUGGUCCUUUUUCAGCAUAAAAAUUGUGCGGGAACUGACAUUGCACAGCGCUCACAGCUUCGGCUCAUUUCACUUACUGCACAUGCUCCUAGAGGAUUACAUCCUUUACACGGUUGAAAACCACAACAAUGUGGAUGAACUUUCGGUCCAAUCCUCUGUUCGCGGUGCCAAGGAGACCAACGUUCUAGAAGAUUCUACGAGCGAAAGCAUGGAAAUUGAGGUCGUUGGGCCGAGGUCCACUGUUGCGAUGAAGACUGCUUGUCGAAGACAUUCAAGUUCUUCUUCAAUCGGUUCUCACAGAGGCUCCAGAGAAUUGCCUCCUCAAAGAAGUCCAGUACCGCCCGCUAUGAUGCGUUCUUCGUAUCACGACAUGUCACCCCAUCCCAUGAUGCCGAUGACGCCUACCACACCAACAAACAACAACAACAACAACAACAAUAUAGGGAAAUACCCCAUGAUGGCGGAACAGGGCCACUUCCUGUAUCCAUCGCCUGAAGCCUAUGGAGCAAGGUACGGUUAUGGGCCUAGCCAGGGUAGCUUGAUGCCCUCUAUGAGUCAUGGGAACAGCUUUGCCCCGACCGGCGGGAGUGACGGGGGAAUUGCCAUGGGAGACUUUGACAUGUCGACUAGUUAUGCGACAGAUGGAACUGCAUAUGCCGCUGGUCGGUCUAAAACCGGCAUGGCGGACUCCAACUACGCAGUUAUGAAUCCUUCAGCCAACAUGGCGGCCUAUGAUUACAGAGGGAUCUCUCCAAUGGACCAUAUGAAGCAUUAUUCUCAGUACCCUCUCUCGGAACGAAGCUAUCCUUCCAGUUACAUGUUUCCAACGACUGCAAUAACGACAAACGCCAUGUAUCCUCUGUCGGGAGUCAGGGGCAGCACCAAUGACAGGUUUUAUCCGGAUGUGCUCGAGGAGUUCGUGGACAUGCAGGCUGCAAUGCAUCAUGGGAUACCACCUCGAUCUGUGAGGUCGGAUUACCCUUACACGCCCGCAAUCCUGAGCAAUUAGAUAUUUUGGGUGGUGUUGAGGAAAAAAAAAACAGGCCAUUUCUGAAUGACCCUCGACCUCCUUUUCAAAACGAGGCGUGGUGCUCAACCAUUAUUGCGAGAAUGAGUUUAAUUUGCAUGUAAAUGAAAUAUCCGUUAAUUAACCAAGCGUGAGGUCAAGAUGGCUGGACAUUGGCC